AUGGCAAACAACCCUCUCAAUACCUAUACGGGCCCUGAGUCUCUGAUCGACUAUCAUAACCCAGACUGCCAGCCGUUCCUACCGUUGGUUGAGAUACCCGAGAAGUUGAACCCUUACCGCAAGGAUGGCGUCCGGAUAUAUGCGAAAAUGAUGACUAUGCUUCCUAUACACAACGUCAAAUCCUUGCCUGCACUGCGAUUGCUCCAGAAAGGAAACGGAAUCAAAGAGGGCACACAAACCAUCGUGGAGUAUAGCUCGGGAUCGACGAUCAUUUCAAUGGCCGUGCUAGCAAGGGUGCUGCAUGGCAUCGAUGACACAAGAGCUUAUCUGAGCAACAAGACAAGCACCACUAAGAUCCGACUAAUGCGACUGUUCGGGCUGGAAGUAACGUUGUUUGGAGGACCAUCUCAACCAGAACCAGCUGACCCCAGAGGUGGCAUACAGAAAGCCAAAUCUCUAGGAGAGGAAAGCGAUGACGCUUUCAAUCCAAACCAGUACGAGAAUCCAUUGAAUCCAGAUGCGCACUCCCGUUGGACAGGUCCGCAAAUCAUAAAGCAACUUCCUCAGAUAAACGUGUUCUGUACCGGCAUGGGGACAUCAGGAUCCAUGACAGGAACGGGCACAUAUCUCAAGAGUCAAAAGCCAUCGAUCCACUCUGUCGGCGUGUGUACUGCUGCAGGUGAUCGGGUCCCAGGGCCCAGAUCGUACGCACUGCUGGCGCCGGUUGAAUUUCCAUGGCGCAAGGCUGUUGAUUCCAUUGAGCAUGUUGGCUCAUAUGACUCCUUCCGCCUUUCUCUGGAGCUCAUCAGAGAGGGCCUUCUCUGCGGGCCAUCCUCAGGCUUCAAUCUCCAGGGUCUGUUCCAGUUCAUCGAGAAGAGGAAGAAGGACGGGAAUCUUCACGAACUGGCGGGCGAAGAUGGAGAAAUCCACUGCGUGUUCCUAUGCUGUGAUUUGCCAUACCAGUAUGUCGACGAGUACUUCGAUAAGUUAGGGGAAGAGCAUUUCCGUCCCAUCGUUAAUGAGAACCUGGUCGGAGUCGACAAGUACCGCUAUGACGAGGCAUGGGAAGUCACGCCCGAUGAAGUCCUCAAUAAAGCAUAUUCCUCUAGCAAGAAACCCCGCCUUGAUACUUAUCAAGACGAGAACAUUGACCUCAAUUCGGCGCAGCUCAAACCAGACACGGUGAUCUUGGAUCUCCGGAAUCAACCGUCCUUUGGAACGUGGAAUCUUCCGGGCAGCAUCCACUUUCCCAUCUCCUCCCUCCACGAAAAGGAUCCAUCGCCAUUUGCAGACUCAUCUCUCCUGAAGAACCAAUGGCUGGAACUAGACGGCAUUUUCGCACCGUCCUCAACAGCACAGAGCAGGAAGAUCUCACGCCGGAAAAACAAGCUGAAGGUUGUUGUGGUGGACUAUGAGGGCGACACUGCACGCGUGGCCACGAGUGUGUUGCGGGCCAAGGGAAUUGAAGCAUGGAGUAUGCGGGGUGGCAUCAGCCAACUUCGGAGUAUUUUGGCAAAAUGA
Paecilomyces variotii is the source of this 1521-nucleotide messenger RNA. Its product is annotated as tryptophan synthase beta subunit-like PLP-dependent enzyme. The record is from RefSeq and is a predicted model, not a curated record. The transcript has 8 exons. Lineage: Eukaryota; Fungi; Ascomycota; Eurotiomycetes; Eurotiales; Thermoascaceae. Gene Ontology annotation, molecular function: cystathionine beta-synthase activity; cysteine synthase activity. The coding region runs from base 1 to 1521 and encodes 506 amino acids. Gene Ontology annotation, cellular component: cytoplasm.